AUGGCGUCAUUGCUGACCCUGGUGGACGAUGUUUUUUCUGACGAGGACAGUAAGGAAGCUCAGUCGGACGUCCAGCGUGUCCUCAGGCAACCGUCCUGGUCUCGGACAGAGGACGUGGGACAGGACAGCAAUGUCCACAUACCCUGGCCCGAUGACUUUGAAGAGUGGUCACUGAUGCAAGAAGAGGAAUUCCAGCAGGGCAGAUGGCGGCGUUCCGCCCGGGACCCAAACUCACCCAGAACAUCAAGGCGGAACCGAAAGAAGACCAAGAGCAGCCGCGACUGCCAUUUGGAGAGGAAGGAGAUGCGGGUGCGAGAGCUUGGCCUCGGGUAUGAUUCCGACGAGAUAGUCCUCUUUAAGUACUGUGUUGGCACGUGCCACAGCUCCCGCAGGAACUAUGACCUGGCCCUCAAGACUCUGAUGGACAGUGGGAGCAUCUCUGGCAAAAAGGUCAUCGGUCAGCCCUGCUGUCGGCCUACUCGCUAUGAGACUGUGUCCUUCAUGGACGCGCAGACUUCCUGGCAGACGAUUAAGUGGCUCUCGGCGGCCAACUGCAGCUGUGUGGGCUGA
Solea senegalensis (Senegalese sole) is the source of this 570-nucleotide messenger RNA. Its product is annotated as artemin. The record is from RefSeq and is a predicted model, not a curated record. The transcript is spliced from 2 exons. The coding region runs from base 1 to 570 and encodes 189 amino acids. Gene Ontology annotation, molecular function: receptor tyrosine kinase binding; growth factor activity; glial cell-derived neurotrophic factor receptor binding. Lineage: Eukaryota; Metazoa; Chordata; Actinopteri; Pleuronectiformes; Soleidae.